Entelurus aequoreus (snake pipefish) is the source of this 1848-nucleotide messenger RNA. It is a transcript of the gene vstm2a, whose product is annotated as V-set and transmembrane domain containing 2A. The transcript is spliced from 5 exons. Bases 279 to 980 code for a protein of 233 amino acids. Lineage: Eukaryota; Metazoa; Chordata; Actinopteri; Syngnathiformes; Syngnathidae. The record is from RefSeq and is a predicted model, not a curated record.
CGCACGUCCCCCAGCCCACUUCUUAUUUUGCACACUUGAGUCCACAGUCUCGGCUGCAGCAGACGCAAGGUGGAGGGAAAUAAGGUUGCGCAAAUUCAAGGAACUUUCAGCGACGACUGGCGCUACUUUUGCGGCAUGCCGCUAAAACACACCGACCAAGAAACCGUUUGAUUUUUAGGUCCCCCCCCCGCCCCUCCCACCACACACCCCCCCCCACUCCCACGCCUCCACUAACCCCGUUUGCAUGUCAAGAACCCCCCGGAACAUUUUUUGCAACGAUGUGGACGUCUCACGAUACCGCUGGAUUUAUCGUCUUGUUCGGCUUUUGUGCGCAUUUUGGAUUCUCCUUUGAAGGUCGCUUCACCGACCUGCCCUCCAACAUGACGGCCAAAGAGGGACAGAACAUAGAAAUGGCGUGCGCCUUCCAGAGCGGAACGGCGUCAGUUUAUUUGGAGAUCCAGUGGUGGUUCGUCAAAGCGCCGGAACCCACCGAAACCCCGGAGGAGGUCGACGCAGAAGAGAUGGAGAUAACCGCCGAGCCCGAUGAUGAGGGGACAAAAAUAAGCACCGUUAAAGUCCAAGGCAACGACAUUUCCCACAAGCUCCAGAUCUCCAGAGUCGGCAAGAGCGACGAGGGCUUGUACGAGUGCCGUGUGACACAGGCUAACUACGGGGAGAUCGUGGAUUACAAAGCCCAAGCUUGGUUGAGGGUCAACGCCACCAACAGAGCACGGCGUCCACUGCAGCCGCCCAAGAAGAGCUCCCCUUUGCACCUGACGGACAAGAAGCCGAGAAAGUCCACCUCAUCUGUGGGCCAAGACAACAUGAACUCAGACCAGAGGGUGGACUCUUCCUCUACAUCGCAUACGUCGUCAAAUACAGCCACACACAACACCAGCUCAGGUACCAGAAUAUCGGCCUGCUAUCGAUUCGCCAUCGUCCUCCUGGCUUGCGGCCCGGUGAGGGAGGCCUUGUUAUAAUAUGCAGAGGGGAUAACGGACGAAGAACUGACUCGCUUUCUCUCAAGUUUGCUCCUAAAGUGAAGACGACAUGCGCUUGUUUUAUGUCCCCCCCCCCCUUCUUUACCACGACCAUGCAGACUGCACAGUAUAAGCUUCAUCCCCUCCCUCCCCCCCCCCGCCGAUACUACCGCUCUUUGCACCCAGCACAUUAUUAGCAACGAGAAAGGGGGAAAAAAAUGAGUCGCCUUUAAAAUCAGAAAAAUAAAAAAAGGACCGUUUUUUUGUUUUUUUUUGUAAAGGGGAGAAAAAAAAAAGGUCCGAGGUGCGACGCUCCGAUGUGAAGAUGGACUCUCAGUAGAUAACUCACGUGGAGGAAUCACUUUCUUAUAGUUUUGCUGUUCUAAGUCACAUUUGUCAGAAUGGACAAAAAAAAAAUCUAUAUUUGUGUUAUAAAUAUAUAAAUAAAUAUAUUAAAUUAUCUGUUUUAUUUUCAACACCUAGAUUUAAUGUAUGUGCCGUGUACUUAGCUAACACCAUUCCAUUGUGAAUACACCUCCCGGUUGGAGAGAGAUUUUUCAUUUUUGACUGUUAACAUUCUUUGUUUCCCCAUCUGUCUUGAAGCUGUUACGCGAUCUGAUGUGCAUACUUUUACAUCUCGUUUGUGAUACAAAUGUGCAUGCUUUGUGACCGGGGCUGAACAGGGGCAGGCGUGUACUACGGUGUUGGAACGACACGAGUCAGCACUCGGGGGUUCAGUGUUUUAUCAGUAUUUCCGAUUUAGCUUGAUUUUCAAUGUGCUAGUUUUGAUGUGUGGGGGUGGGGUGGAAAUAAAAUGUCCGUGUCAUUUUGAUUUGUAUUGCACCCUCUAAAUGAAUAAAAAUGGAUG